This is a messenger RNA of Cuculus canorus (common cuckoo), 1643 nucleotides long. Its product is annotated as nucleoplasmin. Gene Ontology annotation, molecular function: histone binding; chromatin binding; RNA binding. The coding region runs from base 601 to 1245 and encodes 214 amino acids. The record is from RefSeq and is a predicted model, not a curated record. The transcript is spliced from 4 exons. Gene Ontology annotation, cellular component: nucleolus; cytoplasm; nucleoplasm. NCBI's taxonomy places the organism in Eukaryota, Metazoa, Chordata, Aves, Cuculiformes, Cuculidae. Gene Ontology annotation, biological process: chromatin remodeling.
CUGCUCAUCCCAGCCGGGUACGGGCUGCUGGCAGCAAAUGGGGCACAAUGAGCCCCCCCAGUCCCUUGGGGCUGCUGGGCAGGGGCAGCUCCCCUCGCUACCCCAGUCCCUCUGCUGUGGGAUUAAACACUAAUACUGGCAAAGCCCUCGGUGCUGGGGUGGUGGUGGGAGGAUUCCAAAUGCUCUCUCUGCACUCGAUGCUCCCCGAGGCUGUGGCUGCUCUGGUGAACCAAAACCACUCGGUGCUGGAGGGGGCACCGACUGCCCCGAGCUGCCUCUGCGUACGGUGCUCCCCUGCAGCAGGGAGGCUGCUCAUCCUCUUGGGUUUGUCUGUAAAGGCGUUUAACCAGCUUUUUCUUUCCCCAGACGGUUUUAUAGCAAUGCUACCCUGGAUGAAGGCUCCAGCUGGAGUGCUGGUGUGAGCUGCCCGGAUGCUGCUGUCCUGGCUCUGGGCUCCUGGGACUGGAGAGGUUGCUCUCAGUGCUCCAAAGUCACGUUUCUUCCUUGUGUUUCUGCCCCAGACCAGCCAAACGCUGUUCUCUCUCAUGUUUGUCUCGUAGGAACUGGAUCCUGCCGCCAGUGCUGGAUCUGCUGUGGAGGAUGAGCAGCUCCUCGUCCUUCUCCAGGUCGCUGUUGGAGAGGCCCGUCGCUGCCCCGUGGGGUACGGAGCUGCCCUGGGCUGCUCUGGUGGGAUCUGAUGGCAGGAGUCAGGGGGAGACCGUGACCAUGGAUGGGAUGGGUGUGCAUGGGGAGUUCCCCCCUUUCCCGUGCUGUGUGUGCUGGGAAAGCCUCCUCCCUGCUCCGGGCUCGCCCGAGGCUUGCACGAGCAGCUCACGUGUGCACGGGCGAUGCUGUGUCUCCGCAGGCUGCCGGCUGAACGCGGACACCCAGAGCUGCGUGGUGAAGGAGGACAAUGACUUCUUGGAGCACCUGGUCCUGCUGAAAACGAUCUGCCUGGGGGCUGACGCUACGGAUGAGCUGCACGUAGUGGCCGUUGACUCCAAAAACACCUAUGGGAAGCACAAGCCGGUGCCCAUCGCGGCUCUGCGGCCCUCGGUGCUCCCCACGAUCAGCCUCAAAGGUCUGGAGUUGGUCCCUCCCGUCCGCUUCGUGCUCAAGUGUGGCGCUGGGCCGGUCUAUCUCAGUGGGCAGUACCUCACCUUGGAAGAUGACGACAGGUCCAAAGCCCAGGAAGAAGACGUCUCGGAGGAAGAAGUAAGUGAUGAAGAUGUUGGAGCAUCGUAGAACUGCUGCAGCUCGGAGAAGACUCGGCAGCCCUGGAAGUGGAGUUGAUGUGGUGGGGACGCCGGGGAUGCCCUGUGCCAGGGGCUGCGUGUGCCUCGUGCCAGAUGGGAUGGGUCCUUGCAGGGGGACACAGGCUGUCAGGGCUGUGAUUGUCACCCCUUGUCUCCUCUCUCUUCUCUCCCUGUUCCUACCGUGCUCCCAGAAAUGUUUUUUUUUUCCUCUUUCAUUGCAAUAACAACGAGAGAGUGCAGAUGCCCUGGGGUGUGUCUGGGCUGCUCCGGUGCUGCUGUGCCUCCUCUUACCUCCUGUCCUGCCUCUCCCCACCUGCCACCUCUAGAUGCUCCCUGCAUUUUCCUCUCGGGAAAACACAGUCCACAUGGACGAUGCUGUGGGUCGUG